CCAGUAAAGUCCAGUGCUGGAGCAGAGAGGGUGAGGGGAGGAGCAGAGGGUCUGGGUCAGGGUUUGUUCAUGGUGUGGAAGUCAGAAGAGGAUUGACGGAGAAAAAAAGGGUUUAAUUGAAGUGGUGAAAGAGUAAGAGUUUGAAGAAGGAAGGUUUGAUUUCAUUACCCCCUUUUCUUCUUUGUGGGGUCUCUCGUUUUUCUCUAUUCAUGACAGCCUCGACAACAGCCUGGAAAGUUUAAUGUGGUAGCUGCACUAAAAAACUCUGCUCCAGGGACCUUUCAUGCCGGGAUUACUUGGAUCUCUUCUUCUUCUUCUUCUUCCAUCCUCCGGGUUCUUUUCUCUCUGUUUCUCAUUCCCCAAUCCCUCAACAUUAUUUGUUCUUGUUCUUGUUCUUUCUUAGCUAAGAUUCUUUAAUGUUUCUUAUUCACAUUCUUGUUCUUAUCUGCGGAUUUGUGAGAUGGGUAUUGUGAGAUAGAUCCAAAGGGAGGUGGGUUUUCUGUUGUUUUGUUGAUUCUAUAUUGGGUUUCUUUGGAUUUGUGUUCUGUGAUUUGUAAUUGAGUCUAUUGGGGUUUUGGGGUUAUGGGGUUUGUUCAUCAAGUUAGGGAAGAUUAAGAGCUUAUUGUUUAUUUGAUUUUAGGAUCUGUGAUUGUUGAAAAUGGUGAAAAUUAAGCUUGUUUCCUUGUCAAUGGUGCUGUCUAUCGCUUUGUUCUUGUGUAUAGGAUCUUAUGCCUCCUUUACUCCCGUUGAUAACUAUUUGAUAGCGUGUGGUUCUUCACAAAACAUCACUUUCCAAGGUAGAACUUUCGUUCCUGAUACUCAGCAUUCAUUGCUCUCCCUUGAUGGUGGAAGCUCUGUUGUCGUUAGUUCAAAAGCUACUACUGUUCUAUCUCCAAUUUAUCAAUCUGCUCGGGUUUUCACCAGCAUUGCGUCGUAUAAAUUUGAAAUCAAGGAAGAGGGUCGGCAUUGGGUUCGGUUAUAUUUUUAUCCUAUACCGAAGUCGGAGCGGAAUUUGGCGUCUUCGUCGAUAACUGUUGUUACUGAUAAGUUUGUGUUGUUGAACAAGUUUUCUUUCAAGAACUAUAAUGGUUCUUUUAUGUUCAAGGAGUAUGCUAUCAAUAUCACUUCGGAUUCCUUGACACUUACUUUUAUCCCGUUUAAUGGUUCGGUUUCGUUUGUUAAUGCGAUUGAAGUUGUCUCGGUGCCUGAUGAGCUGCUCCCUGACCAAGCAUUGGCUUUGAAUCCAUCUUCUCCUUUCAGUGGCAUCUCGAAACUUGCUCUUGAAACUGUUUAUCGACUGAACGUUGGGGGUCCUUUACUCACUUCGCAAAAUGAUACACUUGGAAGAACUUGGGAGAAUGAUAUGAAUUACCUCCAUGUCAACAGUUCUGCUGUGAAUAUCUCUGCUAACCCGGGGAGCAUAAAAUAUCAUCCUGGUGUUACACCGGAGACUGCACCGAAUUGGGUUUAUGCUACUGCCGACGCCAUGGGUGACCCGAAUGUACCGAACGUGAACUUCAACUUGACUUGGGUUUUUUCUGUUGAGCCAAAUUUUCAGUACUUCGUCCGAGUGCAUUUUUGUGAUAUAAUGAGCAAGGCUCUCAAUAAUCUGGUAUUCAAUCUUUACAUCAAUUCUGAUAAUGCUCUGGGAAGCUUUGAUCUGUCGACGAUAACCGGUGACUUGGGUGUGCCUUAUUACAAAGACUUCAUUGCCAACUCAGCAGGUUCAGCUACUUUGACCGUUAGUGUCGGUCCAGAUCAAAUGGCAGACCUCACGAAUGCAACCAUGAAUGGCUUGGAGAUUAUGAAGUUAAGCAAUCAAGAUGGGAGCUUGGAUGGAACUUCGUCGGUCGAAAGUCUUUUCCCAAAUGCACCCUCGAAGAAGAACAAUAUAGCAAUCAUUGUUGGUCCUGUCUUGGGAGCUGUAGUGGGCCUAACUUUGCUCGUCUUGUGUUAUUGCUGCUUCGUAGCUCGCAGAUCAAAGACGACUCAACCAGCACACCCAUGGCUGCCUUUGCCUUUGUAUGGAAACUCUCAAACCAUGACAAAAGGAUCAACAACUUCUCAAAAGAGUGGAACUGCAAGCUUCAUUUCUUUGGCUUCCUCCAGCCUUGGCAGAUUGUUCACAUUUCAGGAAAUUCUUGAUGCUACCAACAAGUUUGAUGAAAACCUUCUCCUUGGAGUUGGUGGUUUUGGUCGGGUUUACAAGGGAACACUCGAAGAUGGUCUGAAAGUUGCUGUCAAAAGAGGUAACCCCAGAUCGGAACAAGGUCUUGCCGAGUUUCGAACUGAAAUAGAAAUGUUAUCAAAGCUCCGACAUCGUCACUUGGUGUCUCUUAUUGGCUAUUGUGACGAAAGAUCAGAAAUGAUUCUUGUCUAUGAAUAUAUGGCGAAUGGACCUUUACGGAGUCAUUUGUACGGAACGAAUCUACCGCCAUUGUCAUGGAAGCAACGACUUGAUAUUUGCAUUGGUGCUGCGAGAGGGCUUCAUUAUCUUCACACUGGUGCAGCUCAAAGCAUAAUACACCGGGAUGUUAAAACGACAAACAUUCUCUUGGACGAGAAUUUCGUUGCGAAAGUUGCAGACUUUGGUCUCUCAAAAACUGGGCCAUCUCUGGAUCAGACUCAUGUUAGUACUGCUGUCAAGGGUAGUUUUGGUUACCUCGAUCCUGAAUACUUCAGGCGACAACAGCUCACCGAGAAGUCAGACGUAUAUUCAUUUGGGGUCGUGCUAAUGGAAGUUCUCUGCACGAGACCAGCGCUUAACCCUGUUCUACCCCGAGAACAAGUCAAUAUAGCCGAAUGGGCAAUGACCUGGCAGAAGAAGGGCAUGCUAGAUCAUAUCAUGGACCCCAAUCUGGUUGGUAAAGUUAACCCAGCAUCGCUUAAGAAGUUCGGUGAAACAGCUGAGAAGUGCCUGGCUGAGUAUGGGGUUGACAGACCUUCUAUGGGAGACGUCCUAUGGAAUCUGGAAUACGCUCUUCAGCUCGAGGAAACCUCAUCCGCUCUAAUGGAACCUGAAGACAACAGCACAAACCACAUCCCUACUAUCCAAUUAACCCCUCUCGAGCCAUUUGAUAACAGUGUAAGCAUGAUCGAUGUAGGGAACUCCGGUACUGACGAUGAUGCUGAAGAUGCUGCAACAAGUGCAGUAUUUUCCCAGCUCGUAAAUCCUCGCGGAAGAUGAGAAAAAGAAACAUUCUCCAGCUAGUGAAGUUUAUCCUGGAUGACCAGCAAAGGCACGGGGCGUCCUUGCAACGAGCGAGUCUAAUAUAUUUACGGUGGACAAAUGAAGAGACAUAGUGUUCUAUGAUUUCAUUCUCUUAGAUUAAAUUCCAUUCUCUCAAUUCAUUCGGAUUGCUAUAUGGUUCUGCGGCGUCCGCGGAUCGUUUCAAGAUUAAUUGGUACAGUAAACAGUCUACUCUUUACUUUUACAUUCAGGCUGCUAGAUAUUGGCUGCCCCAAGUUGUUUUUACACAUUUACUCAGGCAAUUGAUUGUGUUAGCGUUAUAAUGUUUUGUUUCUGAUAAAGGGUAUAGUGAAUAAAGCACAAGUUUUUGUUCUA
Messenger RNA from Cucurbita moschata (crookneck pumpkin), 3565 nucleotides. Its product is annotated as receptor-like protein kinase THESEUS 1. Gene Ontology annotation, cellular component: plasma membrane; plasmodesma. The record is from RefSeq and is a predicted model, not a curated record. NCBI's taxonomy places the organism in Eukaryota, Viridiplantae, Streptophyta, Magnoliopsida, Cucurbitales, Cucurbitaceae. Gene Ontology annotation, molecular function: transmembrane receptor protein tyrosine kinase activity; ATP binding. Bases 659 to 3187 code for a protein of 842 amino acids. Gene Ontology annotation, biological process: protein autophosphorylation. The transcript has a single exon.